Messenger RNA from Solanum pennellii, 2245 nucleotides. Its product is annotated as probable serine/threonine-protein kinase SIS8. The transcript has 15 exons. Lineage: Eukaryota; Viridiplantae; Streptophyta; Magnoliopsida; Solanales; Solanaceae. Gene Ontology annotation, biological process: protein phosphorylation. Gene Ontology annotation, molecular function: protein kinase activity; ATP binding. Bases 16 to 2016 code for a protein of 666 amino acids. The record is from RefSeq and is a predicted model, not a curated record.
AAUGUGUUGGAAGAUAUGGGUCAUGCACUUUACGUUACCAAAAUUGGUACAGGGGAUAUCAUUUACUGGAACCAAGCUGCUGAGAAACUUUAUGGAUAUAAAGUCCAUGAAGUAGUCGGACAGAGGUGUACUGAACUGCUUAUUUGUGAAGAAUAUCAUGAGUUAGCGAUGCAUUCUGUGAAAAGAUUGAGCUGUGGACAAUCAUGGACGGAUCAGUUCCCUUUUAAGAAGAGAAGUGGUGAGAUCUUUAUGGCUAUAGUGUCGAAAAGCCUAAUGUACGAGGAUGGUGAACUUUUUGGUGUUAUCACUGUCUCAAGUGAUGCAGCUUUUUUAAAUAAGAUAAACUCGGAAAAAUCAAGAACCUCUCAGUCGUCUAACGGACAAGCAGGAAGGCGGGGAAUAAAUUUUAAAAGUACCCGGUGGCAUCCACAGAGUCAAACUGCAUCAUUUGUUCCCAAUCUGGCCUCAAAAGUCUUCUCGUUUAAUCGUGGAGAGGAUGCACACAGAGACCGAGAAGAGGUUGAAGUAGACACCAUAGGAGGGCAAUCACAAAAGCCACCUAGAGCACCCGCUGCACGACUGAGUUUCAGUUUGCUUGGUAGGAAGAGCAGAACUAAUGCAGAAAUCUCAGAAAUGGACGAGUCUCCGUUUGACAUUGCGCAACCUUCUAAGCUAAUGGCGAAGGUCAUGUCAAAGCUGAACAUUACAGGAUUUGGAAACAUUGGAGGAGAAAAGUGUGGAAAUGUUCAACAGAAUCGGCAUGAUGAAAGUUUUGCUAAUGUGAACGUCGCGGAACCUAAUUUACCUCCAUCUUCGAAGGGAAAAUAUACUCAUGUUCUUGAUGCCUAUCAUGAUCCCCAGAAUAUACUGAAAGGGUCAUGUUUUUUUACUCGACAAAGAACGAUUGCUCCUGAAAAUGCACAAAUAACAUCCUCUGAUGUCAUAGAGGGUUCUAUAGCUACCUGCUCCAGAAAGUUCGACAACCAAAUUAAUGAUAACUAUCGUAAGACACAAAUAGGAAACUCAAAACUUCCAGUAAUAGAAGAUUCAUCAGGACAGCAGUUAGAAAACCAACAGUCACGGAAGUCAGGGGAGAACACUAGAAGCAGCCACGGAAGCUCAUCAAACAAAAAUGAGAAUGAGUUGAGCUUGGUAGUACAUUGUGAAAUACGUUGGGAAGACAUCAGCCUAUGCGAAGAUAUUGGACAAGGUGCAUUCGGCGUUGUGUAUCAUGGAAUUUGGAAAGGAUCGGAUGUUGCUGUUAAGGUUUUCUUUGGGAACCAAUGCCGCGAUACAACUUUGCUUGACUACAAAAAGGAGAUUGACAUAAUGAAAAGACUUAGACAUCCGAACGUGCUAUUAUUUAUGGGAGCAGUAAGUUCACAGGAAAAGCUUGCCAUUAUCACCGAGUAUAUGCCCAGGGGAAGUCUUUUUAAAGCACUUCACAGGAAUAAUCCGCCACUAGACCUCAAAAGGCGUCUUAGGAUGGCCCUUGAUGUGGCUAGGGGUAUGUGUUACUUGCAUCGACGGAAUCCUCCUAUAGUACAUAGAGACCUUAAAUCUUCAAACCUGCUUGUGGAUAAAAGCUGGACUGUCAAGGUUGGAGAUUUUGGCCUGUCAAAAUUGAAACAUGCUACCUUCUUAACAGCAAAUUCUGGACGAGGGACGCCGCAGUGGAUGGCUCCUGAAGUACUUAGAAAUGAACCUUCAACAGAGAAAUCUGAUGUCUUCAGUUUCGGUGUGAUCUUAUGGGAACUAAUGACUGAAUCUGUUCCUUGGAAGGACCUUAAUCCUUUACAGGUUGUCGGAGUUGUUGGAUUCAUGGAUGGUAGGCUGGAUAUUCCGCAAAAAGUUGAUCCUCGCGUUUCAGCUAUUAUCCUUGAUUGUUGGCAAAGCAAACCAGAACUUCGUCCAUCAUUCGAAGACAUUAGCCGAAGAAUGACAGAUAUAAUCCUCUCAUUUGGUGGAUUGACAUCUAGGAAGAACUCAGGAGGAAUGGUAUCAAACACAGAUUGAAAAGCUACUCAAGAUAAAACAACCUAUAAAGUCAAUAAAGCAUCGAAUCGACGAUGGACAACAAUGUUCAUGUAAUGUAAAAUUUUCUGUUCUGCAUAAAAUAGGAGCGUAUUAUUAAGAGCAUCUAUUGUAGGACUGUAUAAAAUUAUUUUGCUUCUCUACUUAGAAUUUCUUUUUCUUAUAAAAUAGUUUUUCAGUGAUUUGUAUAAACGCUCCAAAAAGAUUGUAA